AUAUGUGAGCCGAAAAGCCUAGGACUAGGAGAAAAAGUGCUAUUUUGUUUUCCACUCUAAAAACACACGUUAAUUUUAUUCAGGCUAGGAGAACAUUUGACCCUUGGUGAUAUAAGGGAAGUAACUGCGAAAAAAACAAAAGCGCCGAAGUGUAAAAUGUGGAAUGCAGCAGAAGAUGACAGUUUUACAGAAUUUUGCGGUGGUAGUGUGUUAUUUAAUGAGACGCUGCUACUGAAGAGUGACUGGCCUCACUUCACCGACUGUUUUCAGAACUCCGUUCUUGUGUGGGUACCGUGCGCCUGGCUGUGGAUAACUCUGCCCGUCUAUCUUCACUAUCUCGCCACAGAACAUGGAGUUGCUGUUCCUGUUAAUUUACUCAAUACAGUCAAAACAUUUUGUGGUUUGUUCUUGUUUCUGCUGUCGACGAUAGACUUGAUACGAGCAGGAAGUGACAGUGAGAAGGGUCAUGUCGCGGGAGUUGUUUAUGUAUCAGCUGGUCUGAAGGCAGGAACCUUCCUGGUGGCGACUCUUUUGGUUCAGAUAGAAAGAAGAAAAGGCAUCAUCACGUCGGGAAUUCUCUGGAUCUUCUGGCUUUUCAUGUUCAUAGCGUCCAUUAUUCCUUUCUACUCAAAAAUCAAACUGAAGGAGUACGAUGAAAACCUGUUCAGCUUUGCCUUGUUCUACAUCUAUUUUGCGUUCAUCAUGUUCGAGCUUUUCCUGCAUUCCUUUGCCGAGAAGAUGACGAGAGCGGGCUACUAUGCCUUAGGUCAAAAACCAUCUCCAGAACAAGAAGCCUCUUUUCCCAGCAGGUUAACAUUUCACUGGAUAAACAGUCUUGUUUACCGUGGAUACAAGAAGGAGUUGCAGGAAGAUGAUUUAUUUGAGUUGCACCCGAGAGAUAAGAGUAUUCGAGUUGUUCCACAGUUUUCCAAAGCCUGGGAAAAAGAACUGCGCACUGUUCGCAGACUUAAUGAGCAAUACAAGAAGCGACAAUCAAGGAUGGUGAGUCACUAUCAAGCCUCCACGUCCAGCAGCUACAAAACAUUUUCAUCAUCCGAGAGAACACCACUCCUUGGAAACGGAUCCAAGAAAGAAGAGUUCACAUUCAAGGGAGAUAAGCCAGACAAGAAGAAACUGAAAGAGGCCUCCUUGUUUAAAGUUCUCUGUAAAACCUACUUUUGGGAGAUUUCGAAAUCCUGGCUGUGCAAAGUUGUUUAUGAUUUUCUUCAAUUUGUCAGCCCCAUGAUACUUAACGUCCUGAUCAGUUAUACACAGAACAAAGCCACUGAGCCACAAUGGCAGGGCUUCAUAUUUGCGAGUUCGUUCUUCGUCGUUGCGAUAAUUCAGUCGACGUUUUUCCACAUGCAGUUUCACAUCGGGAUGUCUCUCGGCAUGAGGAUUAAAUCAACUCUCAUCUCAGCCAUUUACAAAAAAGCCCUGACGAUCAGCAACGAAGCGAAGAAAACAUCGACAGUUGGUGAGAUCGUGAACCUGAUGUCGGUGGACUGCCAGCGGAUCCAGGAUCUAACCGGAUAUCUGUGGAUGUUGUGGUCCGCUCCCCUCCAGAUCUCCCUCGCGCUCGCUUUACUAUACAACACAGUUGGUUCGUCGAUGUUUGCCGGGCUGGCCGUGAUGGUUCUUCUGAUGCCCAUCAAUGCACUGCUCGCCAUGAAGCAGAGAACUCUCCAGGUGGAGCAGAUGAAGCUUAAAGACAGUCGAAUCAAGCUCAUGAGUGAAGUCCUAAAUGGAAUGAAGGUGUUGAAGUUGUACGCAUGGGAGCUGUCGUUUCAAGACAAAGUGUUGCACAUCCGAAACCAGGAGCUGGGAGUGUUGUUGAAGACUGCUUACCUCAGCGCCUUCGGAACCUUCACCUGGACCUGUGCUCCUUUUCUGGUAACCUUGGCAACAUUCACAACCUAUGUUCUGACGUCGGAAACUGGUUACCUGGAUGCACAGAGAGCGUUUGUUGCUUUGUCGUUGUUCAACAUUCUGCGAUUUCCCAUCAACAUCUUGCCCAUGAUUGUGUCCUAUGUCGUGCAGGCUAACGUGUCUAUUGGGCGUAUUGGGAAAUUCCUACGACAGCCUGACCUGGAUUUCGAUACGGUUAUUCACGAGACUUACAGUGAAAACGCCAUCUCAGUGAAGAAUGGGACGUUCACUUGGGACAAGACAAUGCCAGAACCAACACUGAAAAAUAUCAACAUAGAAAUCCAGGAUGAGAAACUGUAUGCAGUUGUUGGUCAGGUCGGUUCGGGGAAGUCUUCACUUAUUUCAGCUAUUCUGGGAGAGAUGGAGAACAUUGAGGGCAAGGUCAUCGUCAAGAGUUCUGUAGCGUACGUGGCCCAGCAGGCGUGGAUUCAGAACGCGACUGUGAGAGACAACAUUCUGUUUGGGAUGAACUACGACGCUGAGAAAUACGAUCGCAUCAUCGAGGCUUGUGCCCUGAAACCCGACCUUGACAUUCUCCCUGCAGGUGACCUCACAGAGAUCGGAGAAAAGGGAAUAAAUUUGAGUGGUGGUCAGAAACAGCGAGUGAGUUUGGCGCGAGCGAUCUACAGUGACGCGGAGAUCUUCCUGCUGGACGACCCGCUUAGUGCCGUGGACUCGCACGUGGGCAAACACAUCUUCAACCAUGUCGUCGGCAGUAAGGGACUGCUCAAGAAUAAAACCCGGAUCCUGGUAACUCACGGCGUCCACUGGUUGCCAAUGGUUGAGAAGAUCAUCGUGAUGGUGGACGGCAGAGUCUCGGAGCUUGGUUCCUAUGACGAGCUGCUGUCACAUGACGGACCGUUCGCCCAGUUCCUCAAGACGUACUUCACCCAGGAGGAGGAUGUCGAGGAAGACCCAGAAAUUCAAGCUCUGAAGUCAAAGAUUCUCGAGAGAGUUGAUUCGGUGACAUCCGAUACCGCAGCCACGUCAGGAGAUGAAGCUGGUGCCAGAUCUCUAACUCGCCGUCUGAGUCGACAAAAGAGCAAGACCGUUUCUGAAACAGAUGGAGAGAAACCAACAACAAAAGAUACCGAUCUGACAAAGAAGGCUGACAAGGGAGAUAAACUCAUCCAGGAAGAGAAAUCGGAAACUGGAAAGGUAAAGAUGACUGUGUAUGCACAGUAUGCUAAGUCGAUCGGGUACAUGAUGUCGUUGAUCAUCGUCAUCCUCUUCGCAGCAUUCCAAGCCAGCAGCGUCUACUCCAACAUCUGGCUGAGUAACUGGACGGACGACGACUUGCUGAAGAACACGAGUCGGUGGAAUACGUCGGAGUAUCAGAACAAAAACGCAAUGUAUCUCGGAGUCUACGGAGGUCUCGGUCUCACUCAGGCCGUUAUUGUUCUCUUGUAUUCCGUCCUUGCUUCUACACGAAUGGUGCAGGCUGCCCGAAACCUCCACAAAUCAAUGUUGGCCAACAUCAUGCGUUCACCGAUGAUGUUCUUUGAUACGACCCCCAUUGGCCGGAUCCUAAACCGGUUCUCGCGUGACGUGGAGACCAUCGACAAUAACCUGCCGCAGCUGGUUCGGAUGUGGAUAAACACAGUAUUCUCGGUUCUCAGUACCGUCAUCGUCAUCAGCUACAGCACGCCCAUCUUCCUUGUCGUGAUUAUCCCCCUUGGACUCUUCUACUGGCUAAUUCAGCGCUUCUACAUUCCCACCUCUCGACAGCUGAAGAGGAUAGAAUCUGUGACGAGAUCGCCAAUAUAUUCUCACUUCAGUGAAACAGUGACGGGUGCUUCCACCAUACGAGCGUUUGGUGCCUCCGAAAGAUUCUAUCAAGAAUCACAAGCUAAAGUGGACAAAAAUCUUGUCUACUAUUUUAGUGGGAUAGCUUCAAACAGAUGGCUGGGCUGGCGUCUGGAGUUUGUCGGCAGUCUCAUCGUACUGGCAGCGGCUCUGUUCGCCGUCAGUGAAGACGGGCUGGAGGGCGGACUCGUUGGCCUGUCAAUCUCCUAUGCUCUACAGGUAACAGCAAGUUUGAACUGGAUGGUUCGGAUGACCUCUGACCUUGAAACGAACAUUGUGUCGGUGGAAAGAGUGAAGGAAUAUUCUGAAACACCUACAGAGGCUGACUGGGAGAAUCCAUUUAGACGUCCACCUCAAGACUGGCCGCAGAAAGGAGACAUCAACUUCUUGAACUACCAGACACGAUACCGACCGGGUCUUGAUCUCGUCAUCAAGGGAAUAACGUAUAAUGUCCAAGGAGGGCAGAAGGUAAGUUCAAACUCGAGUCAUUUCCGAUCAUCAAUAAUAAUCGCAGAUAAAAGAUUCCUUGCUGCUAAUCGGAAGAGUAGCCCAUGUAGUGGCAACAGCGGGUUUCCUCUCAAAAUCAGUGACAUGGGACUGCAUGAUCUCAGAUCUAGACUCACCAUUCUACCACAGGACCCGGUGUUGUUCUCGGGCAGCCUGCGAAUGAACCUUGACCCAUUUAACCUGUACACUGACGAGCAGAUCUGGACGGCUCUGAAACACGCUCACCUCAACAAGUUUGUCAGCGAGCUGCCCGCAACCAUCGAGUACGAGUGUGGCGAGGGAGGACAGAACCUGAGUGUUGGACAAAGGCAGCUUGUGUGCCUUGCUCGAACUCUUCUCCGUAAAACCAAGAUUCUCGUUCUCGAUGAAGCAACGGCUGCGGUUGACAUGGAAACGGAUGACCUCAUUCAACAAACUAUAAGAACAGAGUUCAAGGACUGUACAGUUCUGACCAUUGCUCACCGUCUCAACACAAUCCUAGAUUACGACAGGUGUGAAAAUAGUGACAACUGA
Molecule: messenger RNA, 4755 nt
Organism: Gigantopelta aegis
Lineage: Eukaryota; Metazoa; Mollusca; Gastropoda; Neomphalida; Peltospiridae
Product: multidrug resistance-associated protein 1-like
Exons: 31
Coding region: 157-4755 (1532 amino acids)
Biological process (GO): transmembrane transport
Cellular component (GO): membrane
Molecular function (GO): ATP hydrolysis activity; ABC-type transporter activity; ATP binding
Source: RefSeq, a predicted model, not a curated record